GGUAAAACGUCCGGCCUCGCGACUGGUCAGAAUCGACAGAGGGCUUGCAGCCUCUUCUUGACUGUUUAUGGAAGACGACGUGUCAAGCGAUGUCACCGAGUUCGGCUACGACACGGAGGCAUUGCCUUGCCUCUUGGAGACCGAAUGGAGGCGUGCGAAGAAGGCUUACCGUGAUGGGCGCACGAUACUCUGAUCCAUAUACCGUUCCAGGACCACACGUAUAUCGGCAGCAGAUCAGGUCCGCGGCCCGCCUAUGCUUGGGCAAAACAGCGGUUUGCGAAGGAAUUGUGAGUCUACCCAAGCCCCUAGGUACGGAUAGAAAGGGAAGAGUGUGGUUGCCCACUCUUGCAGGGUUUUCCAUUUGCCCAAAGCAUUUCCAUGGCGCAAUACUCCUCAUGAGGGUUGGUGCGGAUCCGAUGAAGCUUGCCCUCGCCAUGUGCCAGCUUAUGGAAGGUAAAUCCUCCCGGUCUUCUGGAAGUGCCCAAACCGAACAAGCAUUUGUUGAUUCCGGUGUUGGAGUUCCUGCUUGCGUUGUGCGAAAGUUGGAGGUAUUGGCCUCCGUCCAAAUGCGUUGCGGUAGAGCAGGAAAUCCCCCUCUGCUCGAGUCGCGGAGUCUAAUUUUCCAAUACCACAUGCGGCUCCUAAGCGUCGUUCCCUAGGGGGACCUGUACCGCCCUGGUCCGUUGCCAUAUUUGAAGCGACAGACAGGACGGGCAAGCCGUUUCCUUGGCCGUAGCCAGCUAGUCGUGAACGAAGGCCGCAUGUCGAUCGUAGUGCGCACCACUUGCGACCUGGAUCUUCCCAUAUUCUUGCUGGUCUUACUUUCCGACGUCGAGAACAGGACGGGAAGGAUUACUGCUCAGGACUUGGGUGAUUCUACACUCCAGAGCGAUGUGGGAAAAGGCUAGUAUCCGCCCAGCUAUCCGCUCGGCUGGCAUUUCGGCAUUCGCCUUCCGAGUUCACACAUUAUGCUAAAUGGGCGAGCGAAUGGAAUUUGGCACUGACAUGCUUGAACAAUUUCUUGGAGUGGAGUAUGUCACUGUCAUUACUUGCGUCUUUGUCGUCUUCCUCUUGAGACUUCAAGAGGGCCGACUAGGACGUCUACUGAUCGG
Messenger RNA from Parathielavia appendiculata, 1112 nucleotides. RefSeq lists its product as uncharacterized. The coding region runs from base 90 to 659 and encodes 189 amino acids. The record is from RefSeq and is a predicted model, not a curated record. Lineage: Eukaryota; Fungi; Ascomycota; Sordariomycetes; Sordariales; Chaetomiaceae. The transcript is spliced from 2 exons.